Molecule: messenger RNA, 1860 nt
Organism: Eimeria maxima
Lineage: Eukaryota; Apicomplexa; Conoidasida; Eucoccidiorida; Eimeriidae
Exons: 1
Coding region: 1-1860 (619 amino acids)
Source: RefSeq, a predicted model, not a curated record
AUGCAGGAAGCUUCUGAAGGAGACGCUUCUACACAACAUGACUCAUAUUCGUUUUCAAGCAACAAAGGACAGAGGAGACUGCCUCCUCAGCGUCUUAGUGACCUCGCCAAGGGUUUACACAAAAUACCAGUGGCCCGGAUGACCCAUGAGGCAAUUACAUACAAAGUCGGGAGGCCGGGUGGCCAUGCCUCCCUGCGCACCCGCGUUGUGUUUAUGAUGCCUGUUGUCGUGCUCGCGUUAGUUUAUAUUCUGUGGGGUUGUGCCAUGCAGCUGAGGGCAGGGCAGUGGAGGGAGGAAGCAUCAGUUAGGCUGCUUGCAGCUGGAGGAGGAGAAGGAGAUAUUUUUCAGUUGUGCAGGUCAGGGCAAGGGGAGCCUCUUGGGAGCCAGGGCACCAUCGCAAGGAAGUAUUAUACACCUGAAGAGCAAGAGUUGCUGAACCAUGCUGCUAUUGUCAUAUCUUCAUUCGCGAAAACAACAAACGCCAUGGAAGGAAUUAUACUGAACCUACAAAGGGAGAACAAACACAAGAUAGCAUCUCUCCUCUUCAGCUUUGCACUCGUUGAACUGUCGGCCAUAUCGAUGCUGGUCGGUGGGGACCUGCACUCCGAGUUAGUGUCUACAUUCGUCUCUGUUAAGAAGGCGUUGGAACGUGUUUCCCCUCAAAAUCCAGAAGGAAUCAUGCCAAAUGCAGAUUCAAAGUACAGGCGCCUCCACUCAAUCCUGAAGAAAUUCUCUUCUUCAGUACCGACGAAAUCGUACAGUGGACCAGACAGGAUCCAGCAGCUCCGUGAGUUGCUUCAUCUGCAGGAGGUGGGUCUGACGCAGGUGCGUACUGCCUUUAACUACAUAUGGGAAGCGAUUUGGCCACCGGAAAAGGGAACGAUGGAGAUCCCUGAACACGCUUUUUCCCUGCUCAGCCAUACCGUCUAUGUGCGCAAGAACCACAUUGUGCGAAAUCCAACUCUGAAUCAGUGGCUACUGGAUAACGAAAUUGAUCAGAAGCAUUCUCCCGUCCUCCCUAGAUCAUACCUGAAGGCUGUCUUGAAGUUGCCGCAGCUCACAUUCGACAAUUGCCUUAGUGAACUCACAGACCCCAGAUUGCCGUGUGGCGGGCCGAAGGGCAUGAGGGCAGAAGGGCCGCAAGCGAGGCAGGCCUUACAGGAGGAGCAUGACGGUGCACAAGAAGGCCCUAGUGUAAGCGGUGAACAUGCCAGACGGAAAGGUGGUCCCAGUGAAGUAAAAGUAUUUGAGGGAGGAGCAACUUCUGCUUGGAGUGUCGCCAGGUACUCUGCAGUGCCUCCUCAGCCCCUCUUAGGGACGUUAACUGGCGCCCACUUUAGCAAUGAGUGGAAGCAGUACCCCACUGGUUCUCAACAGCCUUCACAAAGGGACGUCGAAAAUUUUCAAACGGAAACAGGCAAACAUUGGUUGGAGCUCGAGACCGCCGGUACGGCUUAUGCGGGUUCAUCUGGGAAUCAAGGAAGACAGGGCGGACCUGGUUUCUAUGGUCCUGUGGGUGGCGUUCAUUUGUUGCCAACGAGUAGCAGCAGCAUCCCUUCUCCCUCAUAUGUGCUAGGCAUAUCGCCACAGAAGGGAGAACGGCCUCGGCUGACGACGCUUGAAACACCACUUCAGCUGGAGACGCAGACGGAGGAGAAGUUGUCAAAGGCACCAGGCGCUGCUAGGCUAGGUGUACGCGAAGCUUUCCGCGGCAUUGCUUUGGGCGAGAGCCUAUCCUCGCAGACAACGGAGAGCAGUGCCCCAGGAGACGGGAGUAGGAACUUCGUUUUGGGUUUUGGGAUCGGAAUGCCAUCGAUGGGGAAUUUGCUGGACCGAACUAAAGAGGGACGACCAAAGUAG